AUGGCGACCACUGGGGAUCAACUACCAGGCUGCACGAUUCCCGAUAGUUGUAUGCUGCAUCCGGGUCAAGGACUUGCGCGUCGAGAUGCGUUCUGCGAGAACGACCUCAAAUGCAUCUGCAAGGCCGACAACCACCUUGGGAACAAUAGCCUGUUCUCGAACGAGUGCCUGUUGAGAGAGUGCACCGAUGGGCACGACCGCAAGCUGUUCCUAAGGAAUUGGCUGGAGUCGUGUCGACAGAUUGGCAGGUCCGGCUGGGAUGACAUGCCGUGGGACUGGGAGCCAUAUCUCCCGAACGAUGGCGAAGUGCUUCUUGGACCAACGACGCUCCUGAACGCUCCACCUGCGACUACACCCAGCACAGAGCCUUCAUCUGUGUCUGUACUCACAUCCACUGCGGCUGUUGCCACUUCGCUGCCUGAGGGUUCCUCGUCGACAUUCAGCACGACAGCCUCCAGUAGUCUGGUAGACACUUUCGACAUCUUGUCGACGCCUACGACGAGCCUAGAGACAACCUCAAAAACAUCACAGCCUGUCAUGAUCACCUCCCACACCCUGAGUCCCGGCGCAGUCGGCGGCAUCGUGACCGGUAUCCUACUGCUCGUUCUCUUUUUCGCCGGUCUGGGAUUCUUCUACUGGAAGGCCAACAAGAAGGCGAAGGAGAAGAACAAGGAGGUCGCUAUCUUGAGCGACAGAGUCAGUGGAUGUGGCUUCCAAAGGCGCAUCGACGAGCUUCUUGCUGAAAGCAAUGGCUCCACUGGCACCAUCUUGCGACACCAUGUGCCGGCACCUGCAGAACUGGCUGGCGCGUCGGCUUCGACGGUGGGAGUGACGAGUGCGAGUAGUUCGGUGUACAGCGUUGACAGUGCUCGGGCUAUGUGA
Molecule: messenger RNA, 882 nt
Organism: Ascochyta rabiei
Lineage: Eukaryota; Fungi; Ascomycota; Dothideomycetes; Pleosporales; Didymellaceae
Exons: 3
Coding region: 1-882 (293 amino acids)
Source: RefSeq, a predicted model, not a curated record